Messenger RNA from Phacochoerus africanus (Common warthog), 2990 nucleotides. RefSeq names its product NudC domain containing 1 (gene NUDCD1). Lineage: Eukaryota; Metazoa; Chordata; Mammalia; Artiodactyla; Suidae. Bases 233 to 1984 code for a protein of 583 amino acids. The transcript is spliced from 10 exons. The record is from RefSeq and is a predicted model, not a curated record.
AAGAGAGUCCAGAUCCUGCUUUCGCACGGGCAUUAAGCGCCUAUAAAACUACAUAUCCCAGCAUGCAACAGAGCCAACUUUCUCGUGGACACUACAUUUCCCAGAAGGCACGCUACGCCGCAGUGUUUUCUGGGAUGGGAACCACGCCGCCAGCCACCCUUGGUGCUACGAGGGGAGCGCGGAUCUUUCAACAAGAGCUUUAUUAAUUCUCACGCUAGCACCUCGCAAGGCGAUGGAUGUGGCCGCUAAUUGCUCCCUGCGGGUGAAGAGACCUCUGUUGGAUCCCCGCUUCGAGGGUUACAAGCUCUCGCUCGAGCCGCUGCCCUGUUACCAGCUGGAACUUGACGCAGCUGUGGCAGAAGUAAAACUUCGAGAUGAUCAAUAUACACUGGAGCACAUGCAUGCUUUUGGAAUGUAUAAUUACCUACACUGUGAUUCAUGGUAUCCAGACAGUGUCUACUACAUUGAUAACCUUGGAAGAAUUAUGAAUUUAACAGUGAUGCUGGACACUGCCUUAGGAAAACCACGAGAGGUGUUUCGACUCCCUACAGAUUUGACAGCAUGUGACAAUCGCCUUUGUGCAUCCAUCCAUUUCACAUCUUCUACCUGGGUUGCCUUGUCAGAUGGAACUGGAAGAUUGUAUCUCAUUGGAACAGGUGAACGAGGAAAUAGUGCUUCUGAAAAAUGGGAGAUAAUGUUUAAUGAAGAGCUUGGGAAUCCUUUUAUCAUAAUUCACAGUAUCUCAUUGUUGAAAGAUGAAGAACAUUCAAUAGCUACCCUACUUCUUCGAAUAGAGAAAGAGGAAUUGGAUAUGAAAGGAAGUGGUUUCUAUGUUUCCUUGGAGUGGAUCACUAUUAGUAAGAAAAGUAAAGAUAAUAAAAAAUAUGAAAUUACUAAGCAUGAUAUUCUCCGUGGAAAAUCAGUGCCUCAUUAUGCUGCUUUUGAGCCUGAUGGGAAUGGUCUAAUGAUUGUCUCCUACAAGUCCUUCACAUUUGUUCAGCUUGGUCAGGAUCUUGAAGAAAGUAAGGAUGAAAACAUGUCAGAGAAAAUCAAAGCACCUCUGUAUUACUGGCAACAAACUGAAGAUGAUUUGACAGUAACAAUACAGCUUCCAGAAGAUAGUACCAAGGAAGAUAUUCAAGUACAGUUUUUGCCUGAUCAUGUCAACAUUGUGCUGAAGGGUCAGAGAUUUUUAGAAGGAAAUCUGUAUUCAUCUAUUGAUCAUGAAAGCAGUACAUGGAUAAUUAAAGAGAAUAACAGCUUGGAGAUUUGUUUGAUUAAGAAGAAUGAGGGACUGACAUGGACAGAGCUAGUAGUCGGUGAUAAACAAGGGGAAUUUAUAAGAGACUCGGCCCAGUAUGCUGCAAUAGCUGAACGUUUGAUGCAUUUGACCUCUGAAGAACUGAAUCCAAAUCCUGAUAAAGAAAAACCCCCUUGCAAUGCUCAGGAGUUAGAAGAAUGUGAUAUUUUCUUUGAAGAGAGCUCCAGUUUAUGCAGAUUUGAUGGCAGUACAUUAAAAACUACUCACGUGGUGAAUCUUGGAAGCAACCAGUACCUUUUCUCUGUCAUAGUGGAUCCUAAAGAAAUGCCCUGCUUCUGUUUGCGCCAUGAUGUUGAUGCCCUACUCUGGCAGCCACACUCCGGCACGCAAGAUGAUAUGUGGGAGCAUAUUGCAACUUUCAAUGCUUUAGGCUAUGUCCAAGCAUCAAAGAGAGACAAAAAAUUUUUUGCCUGUGCUCCAAAUUACUCUUAUGCAGCCCUUUGCGAGUGCCUUCGACGAGUUUUCAUCUAUCGUCAGCCCACUCCCAUGUCCACUGUACUCUACAAUAGAAAGGAAGGCAGGCAAGUAGGGCAGGUUGCUAAGCAGCAAGUAGCAAGCCUAGAAACCAAUGAUCCUAUUUUAGGCUUUCAAGCAACAAAUGAGAGAUUAUUUGUUCUCACUACCAAAAACCUCUUUUUAAUAAAGGUAAAUACAGAAAAUUAAUUACUCCACAUGUUGGCUUCUCUGUACUGGAAAAGUAUUCAGUGGUGGCUGGAAGGCUGGGCAUUUGUGCUGUAACCUUUUAAAUUUUACUGUGUUAAACAAAAUUAUCUUGUAUGAAUUUAUUUUUCAAAGGAUAUUACAAAUAUAUUCAAGAGAUUAUGAAUCUGUAAAAGCUAUGGAAUGAAGGUGCAAAUUUAGAGAAAAUUAGCUUCUGUAAAACUAAAGAUAGUAUUAGCAAUUAUAAUUAUUUUUAAAAACAGUAGCUAGAAUCUCAUCUUUUGUAUGAAAGAUGUACAAUUCAUUGUUUAAAAAUAAAAGUAUUUAUCAUGUACUGUUUGUCCAUUGAUAUAGUUUCUACUUCUGUACCUACAGAAUGUAUAGAAUAAUGGUUAAAAUGUUGAUUCUUAUAAAUUACUCUUGAACGGGGGUGGGGGGGGAGGAGGAAGUAUGUAUAACAGGAGUACAGGUUUAUUAUUGUUAGAGUUUGCUGAGCGACCUUAAGGGUUUUUUCAAAUUAAGGAUAGCUUUAUUUAACUUUUAUCCAUUUGGUCUCCCACAGACAGAGGUAAAGAGAGAUGAUAGUGUUCUGCAAGGUGUAACUCUUGUCCAUUGCUCUGUAACAAAUCACUUAUUACAGGAUGUCUUAUAAUUUUUCAUGAUUGAGCAUCUCUGCUGUCUCUGUUGUGCAUGUCCUCUCCUUUUCCAGAAGGCUAUUCUGUGUGUGUUCCCAUGACAGAGAAAACAUUCCAAGAGGGCGAGUUCUAAUGUACAAGUUUAUGAAGCCUGCACUUGCAUCAUAUUUACUCAUCUUCCACUGAACAACACAAGUCACAUGGCCAAGUCUAGAGUCAGGGUGAGAGAAGAGUAUGCAAGGAUUCAUAUAGCACGUGGUCUGAUUCCUUGGGAGCCGUUACUGUAGUAGUCUGCCACACAGAUUAUCAUUUGUUCCUAUAGUUCUCUUUGUGUUUCUAAUCCUGUUGAUACAUUAAAUAGGUUUUGCCAUGAA